UCCACAUUUCUCCACAUUUUCUUUUGGUGAAAGAGAAAAGAACCGUCAAAUUUUGGAACUUUUUGCUCAAUCUUGGAAAAAUAAACAAAGGAUUAUGUUUUUAACACGUUCAGAAUACGACAGAGGAGUGAACACUUUCUCCCCCGAAGGAAGGCUUUUCCAAGUGGAAUACGCCAUAGAAGCUAUAAAGCUUGGUUCUACGGCUAUUGGUAUUCAAACAUCAGAGGGGGUUGUUCUGGCUGUGGAGAAGAGAAUAACAUCACCAUUAAUGGAAGCUUCGAGUAUAGAGAAAAUUAUUGAAAUAGAUAGUCAUAUAGGAUGUGCUGUCAGUGGUCUCAUAGCAGAUUCCAGAACUAUGGUUGAUAAAGCAAGAGUAGAAGCACAGAACCACUGGUUUACAUACAAUGAGCCAAUGUCCGUGGAAAGUGUCACUCAGGCUGUUUCAAACUUAGCUUUAGAAUUUGGGGAUGAUAAUGCCAGAUCUGGUGCAAUGAGUCGACCAUUUGGUGUUGCAUUAUUAUUUGGCGGAUUCGAUGAAAAUGGCCCGCAAUUAUAUCACCUCGACCCAUCUGGAACAUUUAUACAAUAUGAAGCAAAGGCAAUUGGGUCAGCCUCAGAAGGAGCCCAGCAAUCUUUACAAGAAGCCUACCAUAAAUCAAUGACCUUACAAGAAGCCUGUAAGCAAGCACUAACCAUUCUCAAGCAAGUUAUGGAAGAAAAGCUUAGUGCAACAAAUGUCGAGUUGUGUACAGUCACAAGAGAAAAUAAAUUUAAGAUGUUUGAGAAGAAAGAUAUAGAGGACAUAGUUAAAGACAUCAAAUAGACUUGAAAUUAUAGAUUUGACUCAAAUAGACUUAACUGUCCAUAGUUUUUCUCAAGUACUAAACAUAAAGCCUAAGAUAUUUCAAAAUCAUCCAAGGUCUACCAUGCAACAAAUGAUGGUCACUCAAAUAAUAUUUCCGCAUUUUGUUUCAGUUGUAAAUUUUUAUCUCUAUGACCAUCUUCAAAGUUGACCAACAUCUGAUGCACACUAUCAUCUGUUAAUAUGAUUGCAUCUGAUUUAGUCUCAGUUUGACAGAUUUGCUGGACCAAUCGUAUGUGAAGAUUUGCAAUUGAAACUUAGUACCUGAGAGAUCAUUGUUCGACGUCAUGAGUAGUGUCUACUGCAUGGUUUAAUAAUAAUUAAACGAUUAUCAAUCAAAAACUCUGAAGUAUUGCCACAUUUGACCUGACUAGUUGAUUUAGCGCCGCAGGCUGGUUGUUGAAGACUCGAUUGUUCAAAAAUCUAAUUCUGCAAGUUAGAAACUUUCUAGGAGAUCGUUUUCAA
Messenger RNA from Dendronephthya gigantea, 1327 nucleotides. RefSeq names its product proteasome subunit alpha type-5-like. The record is from RefSeq and is a predicted model, not a curated record. The transcript is spliced from 10 exons. Lineage: Eukaryota; Metazoa; Cnidaria; Anthozoa; Malacalcyonacea; Nephtheidae. Gene Ontology annotation, cellular component: nucleus; proteasome core complex; proteasome core complex, alpha-subunit complex. Gene Ontology annotation, biological process: proteasome-mediated ubiquitin-dependent protein catabolic process. Bases 95 to 823 code for a protein of 242 amino acids.